AUGGCUUCCAGCAAGCUUCAGCUAACAUCUUCCAAAAUAGAACCAGCAGACGUCCGACCAAUCGUCAUCUCGGGCCCUUCAGGCGUCGGCAAGGGGACCCUGAUUCAAAUGCUCCAAGACGCACAUCCCGGCGUCUUCACAAGAACAGUCUCCCACACCACGCGUAAACCUCGCGUCGGCGAGGUAGAAGGGGUCUCCUACUUCUUCGUACCGGACGGCAGAUUUGGAGCAAUGGUCUGGAACGACGCAUUCGUCGAAUAUACCUUCUUCGGCGGCAACUCCUACGGCACCAGCCAGCAGAACCUCGAAGACCAAAUGGCAACAGGCUUGGUGGUGAUCCUGGAGGUCGACGUCGAAGGGGUCAAGCAAAUGCGCCAGGCUGGGACGGUCGACGCUCGUUAUAUCUUCAUCAAGCCGCCGAGGUUUGAUACACUGGAGACGCGGCUCCGGGGACGCAACACGGAGACUGAAGAGAGCAUAGAGAAGAGACUUGAGCAGGCAACGCGCGAGCUUGAUCAACUAGGCUACUACGACAUGGUUAUCAUGAAUGAUGAUCUCGCUGAGACAUAUAAGAAGCUUGAGGCGUUUAUUUGGGGAUCAACAACCAGAUGA
This is a messenger RNA of Trichoderma reesei QM6a, 612 nucleotides long. RefSeq lists its product as uncharacterized. The transcript has 2 exons. Gene Ontology annotation, molecular function: GMP kinase activity. The coding region runs from base 1 to 612 and encodes 203 amino acids. NCBI's taxonomy places the organism in Eukaryota, Fungi, Ascomycota, Sordariomycetes, Hypocreales, Hypocreaceae. Gene Ontology annotation, biological process: purine nucleotide metabolic process. The record is from RefSeq and is a predicted model, not a curated record. Gene Ontology annotation, cellular component: cytosol.